Messenger RNA from Cladophialophora carrionii CBS 160.54, 972 nucleotides. RefSeq lists its product as uncharacterized. The coding region runs from base 1 to 972 and encodes 323 amino acids. The record is from RefSeq and is a predicted model, not a curated record. Lineage: Eukaryota; Fungi; Ascomycota; Eurotiomycetes; Chaetothyriales; Herpotrichiellaceae. The transcript is spliced from 2 exons.
AUGGCUACGAGACCAGCAAUGAGGGCCCUCCUGCUCCUCAGUGCCCUCCAAGUCACGCUGGUCCUGGCACAGACGCAGUAUGCAUCGCCGGCUACCCCUACCGUACCAAUCCCAGGCGCCUCAUCGCCAUGGCUCACGACGACGACGACGACGACGAGGCCCGGCGCCACGUUCGGUACAAUCAACGCCCCUACCCAAUCAGCCGCACACUCGUCGACCAUCAAAUCCACCUCCCCCUCCCCCUUCGAGGACGCCAAGGUCGCCCACGCGGUCAUCGGCGCCAUUGCGUUCCUCUUCAUCUUCCCGUUCGGCGGAAUCGUCAUCAAAGUCUGGCCACACCGCCACAUCGCCUGGUUCCACGCCGCGAUCCAAGCCUUCGGCCUGGCAAUGUACCUCGCGUGCCUGUGCCUGGGCCUGUGGAUGGGCUCGCAGCUGCACACGCUACACCGAUACCACGCGCUGGUAGGGUACGUCGUGCUCGCGAUGCUCGUCGUCCAACCGCUCCUGAAACUGCACUGGUUCCACACGGCCAUCCCGCGCGUCGCGGCCUUUAUGCCCAUCCACGUGUGGAUUGGCCGUGUCAGUCUCAUGCUCGGCAUCAUCGACGGCGGUCUGGGGUUCCGAAUAUCCAGCACGCUGGGCGGGCCGCCGCACUGGAGCCAAGGGUGGAAGGUCGCGUACGGCAUCGUCGGCGGAAUCGUCUGGUGCGUCUACGUCGCCGUGUGUCUCGUCUGGGUCGACUUGAAGAAGAAGGUCCUGCGCGCGGCGCCCCCUUCGCCUGGCGCGCCGCCGGAGGAGAUCGUUGUCGCGCUCGCGCUCGCGGACCAGCACGUCAGGGAUAUGAGUGAGAGAUACCCAAAAAAGACCGCCGCGAAGACCGUCGUGACGGCGAAGGCCGUGGACUCGGAUGUUGAGAGCGCGAACACCCUGCCUAUUACGCCGAGGCGGCCUUCCCGUGCGGUAGUGGUGUGA